Dioscorea cayenensis subsp. rotundata (Guinea yam) is the source of this 2630-nucleotide messenger RNA. RefSeq names its product probable metal-nicotianamine transporter YSL9. The record is from RefSeq and is a predicted model, not a curated record. Gene Ontology annotation, cellular component: plasma membrane. Gene Ontology annotation, biological process: seed development; response to iron ion. Gene Ontology annotation, molecular function: iron-nicotianamine transmembrane transporter activity; oligopeptide transmembrane transporter activity. NCBI's taxonomy places the organism in Eukaryota, Viridiplantae, Streptophyta, Magnoliopsida, Dioscoreales, Dioscoreaceae.
GAGGAGUGAGAAGGUGGAAAGGUGGAAACAAACAGCUUCUUUUGCUCAAUCUGUAGUACAAUCAAGGUUGAUUGUACUUGCAGGCAGUACAUUCUUCAGUUUGUGGUCACUCUCUAAUUACCCAUAAAAACUACUUUGAUGAAGUUGAUAUAUUGCCAUUGAUUUUGUUCCUGUGAUUUGGAGCUGGUUAUUGAAGCUGUUGCUGAGAAUUCUAAUUGGUUUCAAGGUUUGUUUGUGAAUUCUUAUCUAAAGUUUGGUUUUUUCACAGUGUGAUAGAAAAAGUUGGGAACUUUAGGAAUGGAGGAUCAAAAGGAGAGGGAGGAGAUUGAGAAAGGUGAGGACUUGGAGGUCCAGGAGAAGGAAAGAGGAACUGAGGAUUGGAAGAAGAUCCCUCCUUGGUCCAAACAGCUGACAUUGAGGGGCGUGGUGGCAAGCAUCGCCAUUGGGAUCAUGUAUAGUGUUAUAGUGAUGAAGCUCAACCUCACCACUGGCCUUGUUCCGACGCUCAACGUCUCGGCUGCGCUCUUAGCCUUUGUCUUUCUUCGGACAUGGACUAAGUUGGCCGGAAAGGUUGGGUUCAUCUCCACACCGUUCACUCGGCAAGAGAACACCGUUGUGCAGACUUGUGCUGUUGCUUGUUAUAGCAUUGCUGUUGGAGGUGGAUUUGGCUCUUAUCUAUUGGGAUUGAACAAGAAGACAUACGAGCAGGCAGGGGUGGAUACAGAGGGGAAUGCACCAGGGAGCUACAAGGAGCCUGGGAUGGGUUGGAUGACUGGUUUUCUCUUUACUGCGAGUUUUGCUGGUCUUCUGGCUUUGGUUCCUCUCAGGAAGAUAAUGAUCAUUGAUUACAACUUAUCUUACCCAAGUGGAACAGCUACUGCUGUUCUCAUCAAUGGCUUCCACUCUCCUGAUGGUAAUGAAAUGGCAAAAAAGCAGGUUCAUGGAUUUGCAAAGUACUUCACAAUCAGUUUCCUCUGGAGUUUCUUUCAGUGGUUCUUCUCUGGGGGAGAUGUUUGUGGCUUCUCUCAAUUCCCAACUUUUGGGCUAAAAGCUUGGAAACAAACAUUUUUUUUUGAUUUCAGCCUCACUUACGUUGGAGCAGGAAUGAUUUGUUCCCAUCUGGUUAAUCUGUCUCUUCUUCUUGGAGCAGUGCUUUCAUGGGGUGUAAUGUGGCCUCUUAUAAGCGAACUCAAAGGGGAUUGGUACCCCAAUACUUUACCAGAAAGCAGCAUGAGAAGCUUGCAAGGCUACAAGGUUUUCAUCUCUAUAGCACUUAUCCUAGGAGACGGUCUCUACAACUUCUUCAAAAUCUUUUAUUUAUCCACAAGGAGCAUGCAUGAAAGAUCCAAAUGCAAAUUCCUCAAAACAGUGGCAGAUCGGGAUAGUUUCGCAAUUCAUGAUGAUUUCAAGCGCAAUGAGCUUUUCGCAAGAGAGACCAUUCCUUUAUGGCUAGCUUUCUCAGGCUACGUCUUCUUCACCGUAAUUUCUGUCAUUGCAAUACCACUAAUGUUUUCUCAGGUGAAGUGGUACUAUGUCAUCACAGCUUACAUCCUCGCUCCUGCUCUGGGCUUCUGCAAUGCUUAUGGCGCAGGUCUCACAGACAUGAACAUGGCCUACAAUUAUGGAAAAGUGUCUCUAUACAUUCUUGCAGCUUGGGCGGGAAAAGACUCCGGAGUGGUUGCAGGCCUUGUUGGCUGUGGACUAAUCAAAUCAGUAGUAUCCAUUUCGGCCGACCUGAUGCAUGACUUCAAGACCGGCCAUCUCACAAUGACAUCCCCCCGCUCGAUGCUUCUAAGCCAGGCCAUUGGAACAGCAAUAGGAUGUGUUGUUGCCCCUCUAACCUUUUUCCUCUUCUACAAAGCCUUUGAUGUCGGGAACCCCGAAGGAAGUUUCAAGGCUCCUUAUGCUUUAAUAUACCGAAACAUGGCAAUUCUCGGUGUUGAGGGCUUCUCUGCACUCCCACAACACUGCUUGCAACUUUGUUAUGGAUUCUUUGGCUUCGCCCUCGCCGCUAAUAUGAUGAGAGAUCUUUUCCCAGUCAAGUAUGGUAGAUGGGUGCCUUUGCCAAUGGCCAUGGCAGUACCAUUCUUGGUUGGUGCCAGUUUCGCGAUCGAUAUGUGUGUUGGCAGCUUAAUUGUGUUUGCUUGGGACAAGCUUAACAGCAAGAAGGCUGCUUUGAUGUUGCCUGCAGUUGCUUCAGGCUUGAUUUGCGGUGACGGACUAUGGAUUCUUCCGUCUUCUUUGCUUGCACUAGCAAAGAUUAAUCCUCCUAUAUGCAUGAGAUUUGUGUCUACUUAAGUUUGGAAGAUGAACUAGAAGUGAUUCUUCUUACAAUGAUUUGGAGAGGCUUGAACUUGAUGUUCAGUAAAAGAAUUUGGAGACUUUGAGAUGGGCUUCAAGAAGUUCAGUCCUAGAAGUUGCUAAUCCGAAUAUAAGGAAAGCAGCUCAAGAAUUGGUCUUUGAAGCAAUUGGAGUAAAGUAAUUUAGUAGGCAUAAAAUGUUGUUCGUUGUCGAUGCUAUAAACUUACUAUGAAAAAAGUACUGAAAAGUAUAUAUUUACAUUUAGAUAUAUCAUUUGUAUUGCAAACAAGAGAAAUGAAUAGAAUGCAAUAUUUACAGGCUUAUCUUGA